Molecule: messenger RNA, 1683 nt
Organism: Chaetomium globosum CBS 148.51
Lineage: Eukaryota; Fungi; Ascomycota; Sordariomycetes; Sordariales; Chaetomiaceae
Exons: 2
Coding region: 1-1683 (560 amino acids)
Biological process (GO): membrane protein proteolysis
Cellular component (GO): membrane; cytoplasmic side of endoplasmic reticulum membrane; lumenal side of endoplasmic reticulum membrane
Molecular function (GO): aspartic endopeptidase activity, intramembrane cleaving
Source: RefSeq, a predicted model, not a curated record
AUGUCUUCGGAGGACGGCCUCCCAAAUGUGGCCGACAUACCUCCACCAUCACCGCCCGUGUUCGCUUUUGCGAGGCUCCUAGAACCCCAAUACCUUCUCGUCAUCUUCAGCGCACUCGGCAUCAUAUGGCUUGGCGCCCAUGGCUCGCUUCGUCGACCGCCCUCAGCGGCGCCAUCAAAACCGAAGAAGGGAGAGAAGAAGAGGGAGGAGGAGAAAUUCGUGGAAGGGCUCGUUGCAUCAGAUGUCAUCCGAUUCCCCCUCAUGCUCGCUGCUGUUCUAAUCGGACUUUACUACCUAAUCCACUGGCUGCAAGACCCGGCCAUCCUGAACAAGGUACUCCGGUAUUACAUGUCCAUCAUGUCGAUCGCCGGUUUGAGUACUCUUGUUGGCGAUGCGUUGGACAAUGUGACGAGUCUUGUUUUUCCAACUGCGUGGGCAGAUGGCAGGGGGCAGGUUCACUAUAUCGACUCUGACCAGUGCUGUCAAUACGUGAUCGACAAGGAGACCGGCAACCAGGUUGUCAUCAAGGAGAAGACGACCCCAUUGCCUGGCCGUUUUUCCCAUCUCAGACUAUCACGGCGCGCGAGGGAGCUUAUCUGGGAGCUGCGUUCCUUAUUUACCGAGGACUGGACGUUUCGACUUGUUAUCUACAGCAGGCUCCUCAUCAAGAUGGAACUCCGGCUCAACGAUAUGCUCCGCUUCUCCAUUGCCGGAGCAGUUGCUUUAGCGUACCAUUGGCUUGGAUGGGAUGCGCUUUCUAACCUGCUCAGCUUAGCCAUGUGCUACUUCUCCUUCCUAAUGAUAUCCCCCACGUCCUUCACCAUUGGCAGCAUGGUCUUGGCCAGCCUCUUCGUCUAUGACGUUGUCAUGGUCUUCUACACCCCCUUCAUGAUUGCAGUCGCUAAGAGCAUCGACGCCCCUAUCAAACUGGUCUUUACCAGCGCAAAAGGCGCGAGUAUGCUCGGACUUGGCGACAUUGUGGUUCCAGGCAUGCUGAUGGCGCUGGCGCUGCGCUUCGACCUGUACCAGUAUUACCAGCGGAAGACCACGCUGCAGCCGGUACAAUUAGCGACCGAGACCACCACCACGACAACCACCACCACGCAGCACCGGCGCGUCAAAGCCCCCUACGUCGACACCCGCGGCCAGUGGGGCAACCGGUUCUGGACGACCCCGCUCGGCUGCUUUUCCCCCGUGCGCGAGGCCACAGACGCCAUCUCGGCCACCGCCUUCCCCAAGCCCUAUUUCUACGCCUCCCUCGUCGGCUACGCCGUUGGCAUGCUCGUCACCCUGGUCAUUAUGCUCGUCUUCAACCAUGGCCAGCCGGCGCUGCUGUACCUGGUGCCCGGCGUGACGGGGUCGUUGUGGCUGACCGGGUUUGUAAGGGGGGAGAUUAAGGAUAUGUGGGGGUACACGGAGGACGGGAGUCUGGAUACCGAGGAUGUGGUUGUGGAGGUGGAUGGGGCGGGGAAGGUGGUGAAGGAGAGCGCAGGCAAGAGGAGGGAUGGGGAUGCUGAGGAAGGGAAUAAGGAGGAGGACGGGGACAAGAAAAAUGAGGAGGCAGGGGGGCAAGGGAAGGGUGAGGCGGAGAUUGAACUGGGCGACCUCAAUCUCACGCCUGGACGCCAUGAGCUGUUUUUGCUUUCGGUAACCGUACCGCGGGCGAUCGUGACGGUGACUUAG